This is a messenger RNA of Trichophyton rubrum CBS 118892, 1085 nucleotides long. RefSeq lists its product as uncharacterized. The record is from RefSeq and is a predicted model, not a curated record. The transcript has a single exon. Lineage: Eukaryota; Fungi; Ascomycota; Eurotiomycetes; Onygenales; Arthrodermataceae. Bases 501 to 854 code for a protein of 117 amino acids.
UUCGCUAUUCCUCCCGUUGUCUGUUUGUUUGGAGACCGACAUGUGGUUGCUUUUUUAUUCAUUCCCAAGGGGAAGGGAAGAGGAAUCUCAGCUCGGGUUUCUCCUUCUUGCAAUUUACCAUUGACCCGGCUCUCCAAUAGGACGCACAGCUCUCGGUUUGAGCUGUCCUGGGCAUCAAUCCAUGGAUGACCUUUUCCUUCCUAGCCCCGAUUAGGCUAUGGGCCUGAGGAUAGAAGACAUCUGUGCAACGUUGUGUUAACUCUAUCUUAAGAGUUACGGGUAAAGUAAUAUCCCAACAUACAGGGUAAGGUGUUAUCUUUUCAUCCUUUUUCCCUCAGAGGGUGGGGGCGGUCUUCCUUAGCUGAAAGAUGUGAUGAGAGAGAGAUUCAGUUAAACUUGAGCCUUUCCCCCCUUCCUCUCAUGCAUCUCCUGAUCAGCUAUAUCACCCACCCUCAUCUUGCUCGAGGAGUACACUAUUCAAACGGUGACACGUCAGUCCAAUGAGAUCGCAUGUGAGGACUUCCUACCAGUCUUCCCGUCCGCCGAAAAGCCCGUCCAGCCACGACUUAUGCAGUGACACGAACCUUAAAAAGGCACAAGAUGUUUGGAUAGCUCCGAUACGUUUCCCAGCAGCCAAAGAAAAACAUGACCUAGAUGUGUUUGUUUGUUUGUGUGUGUACUCCGUAAAGCCUGUUCAGUUAUCGUGGCCUCUUGGUCCUGGAUACGGAGUACUUAAGCAUACAUCACAGGCCGUAGAGGGGAAAUAUCAGCACUCCGUAGCUCUUGCGGAUGUGCCUGGUGAACCAGCCCAUCAUGGUUUCCAUCGUUCCUGGGAAUUCAAACAUCACAUUUAAACAUAUAGUUAUAGCCUUUUCUUCCUGAAUCCUCUUGGAGGUAGCUGCAUAGUGAUACGAUAGACACAUAUGGCGCACUGCCUAGCUGGAAGCAUGCGUAUAUACUAGCCACAUUAUUUUCCACGCUUGGCCAGCAGUUAGCCCUCUAUCAGGUAUGCCUAUCACUCCCCCCGGCUGGAGAUCAUUAUUCGCCAUGUCAUGUGCUGUACAGAGUACUCCGUACAGGAGAGG